AUGGAGAAAUUAGACAAAAAAGGAAAAGAAAUGAAAGAAAAGAAAUGGUCUCGGAAACUCGAGUUACCGAUGAUAAUGGGCAGCCAGAAGAAAGAGGUUGCAUUCGACGACGACGUAUUAUUGGCGUCGCCGAGGGAUGUGUUCGGGGUUCCUGUUUCGGGGACGGAUUCGGACAGCACGGCGAGCAGCAUCUACUGUGGGCCUGCGUCGCCCGAAAUGGGCCCAGACCGGGCCCUAGCGAAAGACGGGCAGACCCAGCAAUGGAAGACGAUGAUGGACGUGUUGAGGUUAAAGUCCGUUAGAAGAUUCUCGUCCAUUCCUCUGCUUACGGCGAGUUACGAAAUUUCGCGGCGGAGCCUGAGGAACAAGCUGAGCCGUAUUCGACCCACCAAUGAAGACGAUGAUUUGGAUGCUGCUAUUGACAUUGACGGCAUUCCCACCAAGCCUUCUUGGAGGAACUUCAAUUACGCUGACCUCGCCGCUGCAACCGAUGAUUUCAACCCUGAGAACAUGAUUGGAAAAGGUGGUCAUGCUGAAGUGUAUAAAGGAUGCUUACCAGAUGGUCAAGUUGUAGCAGUAAAGAGGCUAACGAGGAACGACGAGGACAGAGCUGGCGAUUUCUUGUCAGAACUUGGAAUAAUAGCUCACGUUAACCACCCCAAUGCAACUCGCUUGAUUGGGUUUGGAAUCGACCAAGGUCUCUACUUUGUUCUCCAAUUGGCCCCACAUGGCAGCCUUGCCUCUAUGCUCUUUGGUGCAGCUCUGCCUCUAUCUCUCACUUCUCAUUUCGUCUCUUCAUUUUUUAAUGCAGAAUCAAUUUCAGAUUUUGGAUUGGCAAAGUGGCUCCCAGAUAAGUGGGCCCAUCAUGUUGUCUUCCCAAUAGAAGGCACGUUCGGGUAG
Messenger RNA from Sphenostylis stenocarpa, 900 nucleotides. Lineage: Eukaryota; Viridiplantae; Streptophyta; Magnoliopsida; Fabales; Fabaceae. The record is from the annotation of a GenBank genome assembly.